GGCGGGUAGUUUUGGGGUGUCCCACGGCCGGAGCGGCGCGGAAAGGGCCGUAAAUCCAGCUGUGCCGACCAGGAAACCUCUGUUUCCUCCCGCCGGCACACGGCGUUUCGCCGUAAAACACGCGUCCCGGUAAACACGGCACCGGGGGGUCAGGGUUGGGUCGGGGGCUGGGGGGGGCCCUCGCUCUGUAUGUGUGUGUGUGUGUCUGUGUGUGUGUGUGUGUCCCCAACCCCGGCCCCCAAGGUUGGCGGUGAUCCCGGAGCCGCCCCGGCAAUGCCGGACCCUUCUCCGGGUUGAGCAAGAAGGCGAUGGAUCCAGGAAAAGGCAACUGGGAAUAAACACGGGAGCGGGUUGAAAUGGGGCCGCCCGGGCGUCGCGCCAGGGGGGGCCGGGAGCCGAAUCCCGCCCCGGCACUUCGGGUACCGCUCCCCGGCAGCAUCCCCCGCCGGGAUUGGGGUGCGGCGGGAUGCCGGGAUACGACCGGGGAGGGGGUGUUUGGGAAUGCGCGGGGGCCACCCAGGCCGCCGUGCCUCAGUUUCCCCUUGGCUGGGGCCGUUCCCGCGGACGGAGGGAUGCGGAGCCCCCACGGGGAGGUCGGAUCCCGCUCUCCGGGUUGGGGGCGCUGGGUGGGGAGCCGGGGGGGGGGGGGGUCGGAGGGCGAAGCCGUCGUCUGUCUCCCCCCCCACACACCACCCCCCAGCCUGUGCAGGAUGGCGCUGCGGGUCGCGGCGCUGGCCACCCACCUCUGCCUGCUGGCCGCCCUCCGCCCCAGCGACCCCAACGUCUGCAGCUACUGGGAGAGCUUCACGGCGGCGGUGAAGGAGUCCUACACCAAACCCCACGUCGUGCCCUCCGCCGAGCCCUGUCCCGCGCCGCCGGGGACCCCCCUGCCCUGCCUGCAGCAGAGGAUCGUGUACCGCACCGAGUACCGGCAGGCCGUCCGCACCGACUACCGCCGGCGCUACCAGUGCUGCCUGGGCUACUACGAGAGCCGGGACACCUGCGUCCCGCGCUGCACCCAGGAGUGUGUCCACGGCCGGUGCGUGGCUCCCGACCUCUGCCAGUGCGAGCCGGGCUGGCGCGGCACCGACUGCUCCAGCGAGUGUGACGAGCAGUCGUGGGGCCCGGGCUGCCAGCACCGCUGCGACUGCCACCACGGGGCCCCCUGCGACCCCCUGAGCGGGGUCUGCUCCUGCCCCCCCGGCUUCGCCGACCCCCGCUGCCGCCAGCCGUGCCCCCCCGGCACCUACGGCCAGGGCUGUCGCCUGCCCUGCCCCUGCCACCACCGGGCCCCCUGCAACGCCUCCUCCGGCGCCUGCCACUGCCCCCUGGGGCAUGCCGGCCCCCUCUGCGAGGUGCCCUGCCGCGAGGGGACACCCUGCGACAGCCCCUGUCCCUGCCAGAACGGGGGCAUCUGCCACCCCACCGAACCCAGCCUCUGCGUCUGCCCCCACGGAUGGAUGGGGGAGAUCUGCUCCGUGCCGUGUCCCCCCGGGCGCUUCGGCCCCGGCUGCCAGGGCGAGUGUCGCUGCCACAACGGGGGCCACUGUGACCCCCGGGGGGGACAGUGCCAGUGCACCCCCGGCUUCACCGGAGAGCAGUGCCGGGAGCGGUGCCCGGUGGGGCGGUACGGGCAGGAUUGCCGGGAGAGCUGCGAUUGCGCCAACGGGGGCCAAUGCUUCCAUGUGGACGGGGGCUGCCUGUGCGAGGCCGGCUUCCAGGGCAGCCGCUGCCAGGAGCGCCGCUGCCUCCCCGGCCUCUACGGCCUCCGCUGCCAGAGCCAGUGCCUCUGCCACCCCCAGCACAGCCUCAGCUGCCACCCCAUGCACGGGGAGUGCGUCUGUCGCCCCGGCUGGGCCGGGCUCUUCUGCAAUGAGAGUUGCCCCCCCGGCUCUUUCGGGGCCGGCUGCCUGCAGACCUGCCUCUGCCUCCACGGGGGGGUCUGCAACGGGACCACCGGCCGCUGCCACUGCCCCCCCGGCUACACGGACGAGCACUGCUCCUCCCUGUGCCCCCCCGACACCUUCGGCGCCAACUGCUCGGGGCGCUGCUCCUGCCAGCACGCCUUCGCCUGCUCCCCCCUCGACGGCUCCUGCCUCUGCAAGGAAGGCUGGCACGGCCCCCGCUGCUCCGUUCCCUGUCCCUCCGGCACUUGGGGUCCCGGCUGCAACCGGAGCUGCGGCUGCGCCCACGGGGCCACCUGCGACCCCCAGAGCGGCACCUGCGCUUGCCCCCCCGGCUGGCAGGGCCCCCGCUGCCUGCAGCCCUGCCCGAACGGGACGUUCGGGGAGGGCUGCGGGCAACGCUGCGACUGCGCCCACGCCGAUGGCUGCCAGCCCGUCACCGGGGAGUGCCACUGCCUGCCCGGCUGGAUGGGGCCGCAGUGCAAGCAGGGUUGUCCCCAAGGCCUCUGGGGCCCGGGCUGCCUCUCGCCCUGCUCCUGCCGCAACGGGGCCGUCUGCUCGCCCCGCGACGGAUCCUGCGCCUGCCCCCCCGGCUACCGCGGGCCCACCUGCCAACGCCCCUGCCCACCCGGCCGCUACGGCAAGCGCUGCGCCCUGAGCUGCUCCUGCGCCCACGGCUCCUCCUGCCACCCCGCCAACGGCUCCUGCCUCUGCGCCCCCGGCUGGCACGGCCCCCGCUGCGCCCAGCCCUGCCCCCCCGGCACCUUCGGGCUCCAGUGCGACCAGCUCUGCCGCUGUCCCCACAACGCCACUUGCCACCCGGCCACCGGCGCUUGCCCCUGCGCCCCGGGCAGGAUCGGGCCCCUCUGCGAGGCCGGGACCCCCGAGCAGCCCUACACCAUCCUGCCGGCCCCCCCGGCAACCUACAGCUCCCUGGGGGUCGUGCUCAGCUUGGUGGCCCUGCUGGCCCUUCUGGUGGCCUUGGUGGCCGCCUUCCUGUGGCACCGGCACCGGCGGAAGGGGAAGGCGAGCCGGCACCUGGCGGUGGCCUACACGGCGGGACAGACGGACGCCUCCGACUACGUGGUGCCAGAUGUGCCACCGGGCCACCAAGCGCACUACUACUCCAACCCCAGCUACCACACGCUCUCCCAGUGCACCCUGCCGGCCCCCGGCCACCGCCAGGCCACCGGCUCCAGCCAGGUGGGCACCCCCCAGCCCCUCCCCGGCGCGGAGAGACCCCCCGGCCCCCCCGGCCCCGCCACGCUGCCCCCCGGCUGGAAGCACCUCGGGGCUCCGGCCCCGCGCCCCAGGGGGGGGCAGCUGGACCGGAGCUACAGCUACAGCCACAGCCUGGGGAAAGGCGAGGGGAAAGCCCACCCCCCCGAGGGGCUGGGGGCCAGCGCCAGCUCCCUGGCCGGCGAGAACCCCUACGCCACCAUCAAGGAGCUGCCCCCCCCCGCCGCCAAGGCCCCCGAGGGCAGCUACAUGGAGAUGAAGGCCCCCGUCCGCAGGGAGACGUCCUACGCCGAGAUCGGGCUCCUCGACGAGGCCCCUCCGGAGGGGACGGAGGGGGGGGGCCCUGGCCCCGAGAGCCGCCCCGGGGGGGCCGAAGGCGUCACCCCCGCGCCCCCCCCCAGCCAUUACGACUCCCCAAAGAACAGCCACAUCCCCAGCCACUACGACGUGCCACCCGCCCGCCACUACCCCCCGUCCCCCCCCCUGCGCAAGAAGGACCGCUGAGGGGACGGGGGGGGGGACCAGGGACCCCCCCGGGGUUGUGGGGGGGGACACCUUGGUGGGGGAGGCCCGGGACUGUCCCUGUCCCCGAGUCCGGGGCGGUGAAUAAAGGGGUCGUCG
Chroicocephalus ridibundus (black-headed gull) is the source of this 3764-nucleotide messenger RNA. It is a transcript of the gene PEAR1, whose product is annotated as platelet endothelial aggregation receptor 1. Gene Ontology annotation, molecular function: protein binding; scavenger receptor activity. Lineage: Eukaryota; Metazoa; Chordata; Aves; Charadriiformes; Laridae. Bases 357 to 3647 code for a protein of 1096 amino acids. The record is from RefSeq and is a predicted model, not a curated record. The transcript is spliced from 21 exons. Gene Ontology annotation, cellular component: extracellular region.